GUUGGUCACACCGUAGGUCGCGAUGCAUGCUGGGGCUUGGCAACAUGGCGUCCUCCUUGAUGUGCUGAUGAGAGGAGUUUCACUGUAGCUUCAAACCAGAGGGCAGAACUCUCCAAACCCAAUAAGCCCACAGUCCCUGUCUUCUUCGCGCCUCCGCGUCGCCCUCUCCUCAGGACUCGUUCUCAGGCAGGAGAGAGGCACGGGGCCGAAGGCCGGGGCCGUCCAGGCCGCGCGGAUCCGGGGCCGAGGAGCCGGCUGCGGGCGAGCACGAUGGGCCGGUCCUGGCUCUGGUUGCAGCAGCUCCGGCGAGUGCGGGACCCGCAGGGCUGAGAGUGGCUGCGGGAAACCCCACGAGCUCUGAACCUCUUCCCCCCCCUCGGCCGGAGACCUCCGCCCGGUCGGCGAACCGGCACCGAGAGCGGGCGGCCUUCCUGUCCUCGGAUCGGCCGAGGCGUUGGAGGCCGAGAGCAGGGUCAUCGUGAGGCCUGAAGUCUCCCACGCCUCUGACAGCCCCGCUCGCAGCCCCUCCUGGGACGUGCAGCCCCCGAAGCAGCCCGUGGCGUGGGGCCUGGGGGCGUGCGUGUGUGUGCGCGCCGACCUCCUUGGUCCGCCCGGUCUUCGCCCCCCCCCCCCCCGCCGCCCGGCUCUUCCUACCCCCUCCGCCUUCCCGCGCAGAGUUAGAGAGAAGGGUGUCAGACUUUUUUGCCCGAGUAGGGGUCUCCGCACACUUCCCGUUCGUUUCUUUUUCCACUCUCCCCCUUCCCUGUUUCUUAUUUCUUAUAUGUACCGCUCCGGUACACGCUAGUUUUUAAGGCUGGAGGUUCUCGAGCGCUUGCUGCCAAGGACUCCCCCACCCCCUCCCCCCCCGAUGGAGUCCGAGAUGCUGCAGUCCCCUCUUCUGGGACUCGGGGAGGAAGAUGAGGCCGACCUCACAGACUGGAACCUGCCCUUGGCUUUUAUGAAAAAGAGGCACUGUGAGAAAAUCGAAGGCUCCAAAUCCUUAGCUCAGAGCUGGAGGAUGAAGGAUCGGAUGAAGACAGUCAGUGUUGCCUUAGUUUUGUGCCUGAAUGUCGGUGUGGACCCUCCAGACGUGGUGAAGACCACCCCUUGUGCUCGUUUAGAAUGCUGGAUCGAUCCUCUGUCGAUGGGGCCUCAGAAAGCUCUGGAAACCAUCGGUGCAAAUUUACAGAAGCAGUACGAGAACUGGCAGCCACGGGCCCGGUACAAGCAGAGCCUCGACCCGACCGUGGAUGAGGUGAAAAAGCUCUGCACGUCUUUACGCCGAAACGCCAAGGAGGAGCGGGUCCUCUUCCACUACAACGGCCACGGGGUGCCCAGGCCCACCGUGAACGGGGAGAUCUGGGUCUUCAACAAGAACUACACGCAGUACAUCCCUCUGUCUAUCUAUGACCUGCAGACGUGGAUGGGCAGCCCGUCAAUAUUCGUCUACGACUGCUCCAACGCCGGCUUGAUCGUCAAGUCCUUCAAACAGUUCGCCCUGCAGAGGGAGCAGGAGCUGGAGGUUGCCGCCAUUAACCCGAACCACCCGCUCGCGCAGAUGCCCCUGCCCCCGUCCAUGAAAAACUGCAUUCAGCUGGCAGCCUGUGAGGCCAACGAGCUCCUGCCCAUGAUCCCCGACCUCCCGGCCGACCUGUUCACGUCCUGCCUCACCACCCCCAUCAAAAUCGCCCUGCGCUGGUUUUGCAUGCAGAAGUGCGUGAGUCUGGUGCCCGGGGUCACACUGGAUUUAAUAGAAAAGAUCCCCGGCCGGCUGAAUGACCGGAGGACCCCUCUGGGGGAGCUGAACUGGAUCUUCACAGCCAUCACAGACACCAUCGCCUGGAACGUGCUGCCUCGGGAUCUCUUCCAAAAACUCUUCAGACAGGACCUGUUGGUGGCGAGUCUGUUUCGAAAUUUUCUACUGGCAGAAAGGAUCAUGAGGUCCUACAACUGCACUCCCGUCAGCAGCCCACGCCUGCCCCCCACGUACAUGCACGCGAUGUGGCAAGCCUGGGACCUGGCCGUCGACAUCUGCCUCUCUCAGCUGCCCACCAUCAUUGAGGAAGGCACGGCGUUUCGGCACAGUCCGUUCUUUGCUGAGCAGCUGACCGCGUUCCAGGUGUGGCUCACCAUGGGCGUGGAGAACAGGAGCCCGCCCGAGCAACUUCCCAUCGUUCUGCAGGUGCUGUUGAGUCAGGUGCACCGGCUGAGAGCCCUGGAUCUGCUGGGGCGCUUCUUGGACCUGGGCCCCUGGGCGGUGAGCCUGGCCUUGUCUGUGGGCAUCUUCCCCUACGUGCUGAAGCUGCUGCAGAGCUCCGCCCGAGAGCUGCGGCCCCUCCUGGUUUUCAUCUGGGCCAAGAUCCUGGCCGUGGACAGUUCGUGCCAAGCUGACCUGGUGAAGGACAACGGUCACAAAUACUUCCUGUCGGUCCUGGCGGACCCGUACAUGCCAGCUGAGCAUCGGACCAUGACGGCUUUCAUCCUGGCUGUGAUCGUGAACAGUUACAACACAGGACAGGAAGCCUGCUUGCAGGGAAAUCUGAUCGCCAUCUGCCUGGAGCAGCUCAACGACCCCCACCCGCUGCUGCGCCAGUGGGUGGCCAUCUGCCUGGGGCGCAUCUGGCAGAACUUUGACUCGGCCAGGUGGUGCGGCGUGAGGGACAGCGCGCACGAGAAGCUCUACAGCCUCCUCUCCGACCCCAUCCCUGAGGUGCGCUGCGCGGCGGUCUUCGCUCUCGGCACGUUUGUGGGCAACUCGGCGGAGAGGACCGACCACUCGACCACCAUCGACCACAACGUGGCCAUGAUGCUGGCCCAGCUGAUCAACGACGGGAGCCCCGUGGUCCGCAAGGAACUGGUGGUGGCUCUGAGUCAUCUUGUCGUCCAGUACGAAAGCAAUUUCUGCACCGUGGCCUUGCAGUUCAUGGAGGAGGAGAAGAAUUACCCGUUGCCCUCUCCAGCGACCACAGAGGGGGGGAGCUUGACCCCGGUGCGGGACAGCCCGUGCACCCCCAGACUCCGCUCCGUGAGCUCCUACGGAAACAUUCGCGCCGUCACCACCGCCAGAAGCUUGAACAAAUCUCUGCAGAACCUGAGCUUGACAGAAGAGUCGGGCAGCUCGGUGGCUUUCUCCCCCGGAAACUUGAGCACCAGCAGCAGCGCCAGCAGCACCCUGGGCAGCCCCGAGAACGAGGAGUACAUCCUGUCCUUCGAGACCAUCGACAAGAUGCGCCGAGUCAGCUCCUACUCCGCCCUCAACUCCCUCAUCGGAGUCUCCUUUAACAGUGUUUACACUCAGAUUUGGAGAGUGUUACUGCAUCUGGCUGCGGAUCCCUAUCCAGACGUUUCCGACUUGGCCAUGAAGGUGCUCAACAGCAUUGCCUACAAGGCCACGGUGAACGCCCGGCCCCAGCGUAUCCUCACCACGUCCUCACUCACCCAGUCGGCGCCCGCCAGCCCCACCAACAAGGGCAUCCACAUCCACCAGGCGGGGGGCUCCCCCCCGACGUCCAGCGCCAGCAGCUCCAGCCUGACCAACGACGUGGCCAAGCAGCCAGUCGGCCGAGACCUGCCCGCGGGCCGCCCCGGCGCCCCUGGCCCCGCGGGGGUGCAGUACACGCCCCACUCCCAGCAGUUCCCCCGCACGCGGAAGAUGUUCGACAAGGGCCCAGACCAGACCACAGACGAUGCAGAUGACGCUGCUGGACACAGAAGCUUCGUCUCAGCCACGACGCAGACGGGCUUCUGCGACUGGAGUGCCCGGUACUUUGCCCAGCCCGUCAUGAAGAUCCCGGAGGAACACGACCUGGAGAGUCAGAUCCGCAAGGAGCGCGAGUGGCGAUUUCUCCGCAACACCCACGUCAGGCAGCAGGCGCGGCAGCUCAUCCAGAAGGGUAUCGCAAGACUGGACGACCAGAUAUUCCUGAACAGGAACCCCGGUGUCCCCUCCGUGGUCAAGUUCCACCCCUUCACGCCGUGUGUGGCCGUGGCUGAUAAAGACAGCAUCUGUUUUUGGGACUGGGAGAAAGGGGAGAAGCUGGAUUACUUCCACAACGGAAACCCUCGGUAUACCAGGGUCACCGCCAUGGAGUACCUGAAUGGCCAGGACUGCUCGCUGCUGCUCACGGCCACAGAUGACGGCGCCAUCAGAGUCUGGAAGAACUUCGCGGAUUUGGAGAAGAACCCAGAGAUGGUGACCGCUUGGCAGGGGCUCUCAGACAUGCUGCCCACCACCAGAGGAGCCGGGAUGGUGGUAGACUGGGAGCAGGAGACUGGCCUCCUCAUGAGCUCGGGGGACGUGCGGAUCGUCCGAAUCUGGGACACGGACCGCGAGAUGAAAGUACAGGACAUCCCCACGGGCGCUGACAGCUGCGUGACAAGCCUGUCCUGUGACUCCCACCGCUCCCUCAUCGUGGCUGGCCUCGGCGACGGCUCCAUCCGCGUUUAUGACCGGAGGAUGGCGCUCAGUGAAUGCCGCGUCAUGACGUACCGGGAGCACACGGCCUGGGUGGUGAAGGCCUACCUCCAGAAGCACCCCGAGGGCCACAUCAUGAGCGUGAGUGUCAACGGAGACGUGCGCUUCUUCGAUCCUCGGAUGCCAGAGUCUGUGAACGUCCUUCAGAUCGUGAAGGGGCUCACGGCCCUCGACAUCCACCCCCAGGCAAACCUGAUCGCCUGCGGCUCCAUGAACCAGUUCACGGCCAUCUACAGCGGGAACGGGGAGCUCAUCAACAACAUCAAAUACUACGACGGGUUUAUGGGCCAGCGCGUCGGGGCCAUCAGCUGCCUGGCCUUCCACCCGCACUGGCCUCACCUGGCCGUGGGCAGCAACGACUACUACAUCUCCGUGUACUCGGUGGAGAAGCGGGCCAGAUAGCGGGCGCCCCUCCUGCCAGGCCUCCGUGUACAUAGUGGACCCGCCGCGCCACCCUCCACGCUGGUCCUGACCUGCUGCCGAGGGCUCCGGGAGGCCCCUCGCUGUCUGUCUGUGCGUCUGUGGUCGCUGUCAUGCCCAGGAGCCCAGGGAAGGGGGCUCUGGUAGAGUCCUGCCGUGUGACAGCCCGGGGACAGCCGCAAACGUCCCCGCACCCUUCCCGUCCUGUUUUGCUUCUGAGAUUUUUAAAGGGGGAAACACACUCGUUCUACUUGGCGAGGGACCCGAGCACUGGCUCCACGGAAGCUCCGAGACAGAAGCCGUUCCCCAGGGCUCAGCCACCCUGGCGGACGGGCCAGCGCUGGGGCUCACGUAGGUCGCUGGGUUGCUGCCUGGCCGUGAGCCAGCCUGGGCCGCAUUCCCCUGGCUGCAAGCCAGCCGGCCCGUUUUCUGCACUCGCGCUCCUGGGGGGUUUCCAAGCGGGCUGGGAGAGGCGGGAGAUUCAAGAGACGGAGCCCACACGCACACAAGGAGACAGCCCAAGCCUCCUGCCAACCGCCAGUCCUUGCCCCCGGGGGCCCUUCGUGGCCAGACCGUAGGAGGGCCGGCGCUGCCCCUCCCCCACACAGCCCACCUUCCCUGCACAAGCCCCAAUCGCCACAGACCCGCUAGCAGGAGGGGCCUGUGGCUUUCGACAUGUGUGGCCAGUCCUUGGCGAUUUGGCCACCACCCUUAGGCCACAGGGCCUGCCCCUCUCAAGUGCUGCUGCUGCUCCCCAGGCAGGGGCAGGGGCAGGGACAGCCGCUCAGGCCUGUGGCCGCCCCAUACGGGUGUACAUGCACGUGCAGGGCCCGUGGUCUCCACACUGGAACCAACACGGAGUAUGCACUUGUGUGGCCCCGCGGCCUCCUCGCCCGGCGCAGCACGUGCCUGCCCGGGGGCGGAGGCAGCUGGGGCCCCGCUGCCUGUGGGUGAACGGUGGACCGCCUUUGCCGCCACUUGCUGGUGCGAGCGAAGUUCAUGUCUUGCAGUGAGUAAAGCAGAAAAGUUGCUCGGUGAUUGCGUUAGCACGUGGCAGGGCAUCUGCGCAUGUCCGCACACAGGUGUGCGCGUGUGUCUGCCCGUAUCCGGGCACCACCUCGGAGCCACGGGGACCGUUUAGCCCCAAGAAGGACAACAGGGAACGUGCUAAGCGAUUACAAACAGCGCUUGUAAAACAAAACCACAAUGAUGAUAUUCUGAAAAGCAUUUUUUUCCAUUUUUCCUUGGGAAUCAAGAUUAUUCAGAUAGAGCAGUGAGCUGGCUUAACUAAUUCUGCCAAUAAGAGGCCAUGACGGGAAUGUGCGUCCCGGCGGUGACGGAAGUUUAGUGCCCUACCCAGGGGCGCCUUCCGGGGACGGCGCUGCCCGGGCUCUGCGGCCGCGGGAUGCCGGUGUGCCCCGGGAGCCGGCUCCGGGACAGGGUCCGCGCCCGCCCGGCAGCUGACCCCCCGGGUGGAUGUGGUGCCUCCUGUGCCCCCUCUCAGAACCGCCGCGCCGCGGCCCGCUGGGCCAUCCCGGGUCUGAAGCGAAAAUCCAAUCAUGGAGUUAACCGGGGCUCCACGGAGCACGCCCUGAAAGUUCGUUUAUCUCUAUUUAUUUUACCAAAUGAGAAUUGCGGAGUGAAAGAGCAAACGACAACUGUUCAUGACAAUAAACAAGUGCAGAGGUGA
Molecule: messenger RNA, 6584 nt
Organism: Herpailurus yagouaroundi (jaguarundi)
Lineage: Eukaryota; Metazoa; Chordata; Mammalia; Carnivora; Felidae
Gene: RPTOR
Product: regulatory associated protein of MTOR complex 1
Exons: 34
Coding region: 869-4876 (1335 amino acids)
Biological process (GO): cellular response to starvation; TORC1 signaling; regulation of autophagy
Cellular component (GO): TORC1 complex; cytoplasm
Molecular function (GO): protein binding; protein-macromolecule adaptor activity
Source: RefSeq, a predicted model, not a curated record